AUGGCUAGCCCACAGGUUCUCGUGUUCGAUGCUGAGGGCCGCCCUGUGAAGUUUGACACCUGGCUCGAUGACCUGCACCUCUACCUACAGCUCACAGCCAAGGAUGACAUCUCACUGUACGAUCACGCCCUAGGCCAUGUCACUGCCCCUGCUGCUACUGCUGACAGCACUGCUCGCUCACAGUGGCAGACUCGUGAUGCCCACGCUCGCUUCGCCAUUCGCAACUCCCUGCCGAUAGACGAACGCGAGCACUUUGGUCAGCACAAGACUGCACAGGCACUGUACACAGCUGUAGUUGCUCGCUACUCCUCACCUGCCUCUGCCGCACUAGGCCGUCUCUCCCUCCCCUACCUGUUUCCCGACCUGGCCUCCUUUCACACAGUCGCUGACCUCAUCACGCACCUCCGUACUAGUGAGGCCCGCUUCCGUGCCGCCAUGCCUGCUGAGUUCCUUGCCACGCACCCCCCUCCACUCUGGCUCACUCUCUACCACCUAGUCACCCGCCUCCCUGACACACUGCGUGCUGUCAGGGACCACUUCCUAGCUCGUUGCCCCACUGAGCUCACCAUUGCCCUCCUCGAGAAGGAGCUACUUGCAGCUGAGACUAGCAUAGUCGCUGUAGGUGCCUCUCGUGGCGACCCCCGUACCCCGUUCUUUGAGGGGUGUUCUCCUUCCCCCCUUCUUCCCUCUGUCGCCUCUGCUGCUGCUGUCAACCUUCUUGGUACUGAGAAGGUCGGCGCUGCGUCUGCCUCGAGCGGACGCCGCAGCGGCAAGGGAAAAGGGGGCAAGGGUGGUGGCGGUGACGGCGGGGGAGGCGGCGGUGGGGGCGGUGGAGGUAGUGGGGGUGGUGGCUCGGCUGGAGGGGCGAGUGGUAGCGGUGGGGGUGGUGGCGGCAGCGGUGGGGGAGGUGGCAGGAGUGGAGGCAGCGGUUGGGAUGGCGGUGGACGAGGCGGCGGCAGGGGUUGGGGUGGUCGAGGAGGUGGCAGCGGUGGUGGUGGCCGUGGAGGCACUGGCGGUGGCCAGGGCCAGGAGCACACUCCCUCGCCCCAGGAGGUCCGUGAGUGGUACUCUCAGCACGGGGGUGGGGGUGGUCUUUGCUGCACGUACGUCAUUCGCACUGGUGACCGCACUGGUCAGCAGUGUGGACGACCGCACGCCACACAGCGCUGCUUCUCUCAUCUCGAUGACGCUUGGCGUGUUCAGUUCCCUCAGGCCACUGAGCUGCCCCGCUGGCUUGAUCUCCUGAAGAAGGGGAUUGAUAUCUAUGCUCUAGACUUUGAUGCUAUUCUAUCUGCCAUGUAUGUGAUGUCUACUAGUGGAGAGGGUGCUGAGUACUUGUGUGUGCCGCCCAACCCGGGCAUUAGGGCCAGUGCGUCUGCCGCUCCAGGUACUCGCGUGUCGGCUACCCCAGGUGCUGGUGAGGCUGCUGCUCUAGGUGCUUGUGUUUCUCCCCCCCUUGGUACUGCGUCGACUGCCGCACUGCACACCUUCACACUGGACUCAGGUGCUUCUCGCUGCUUCUUUCGUGACCGCACUGCCCUUGAGCCGCUUGCUCGGCCAGUUGCUGUCUCCCUUGCUGACCCCUCUGGGGGUCCGGUCAUUGCGACCUCUUCCACUGUCCUUCCCUGCCCUGCGGUCCCGUCGGGCACACUGUCAGGUCUCCACCUCCCCUCGUUCUCUACGAACUUGGUGGCAGGAUGUGCACUCCAGGACGGGGGUGUUCACCAGUUCACCCCUGCCUACGAGCGCGUGACACACUGCACGUGUGCUCGUACGGGCCGUCACUUGGCUACCUUCACUCGGCAGCCGGGGUCGGACCAGUACACACUGACUACUGAGUCCCCUCAGGUUGCUGCGACUGCGUCCGCGUCCGCGUCAGGUCAGCUGUCCGCCCCCUGCUCGUGUCGCUCUUUGGCACACGAGACUGUCCUCUGGCACCACCGCCUUGGCCACCCGUCUGUGCAGCGGCUUCGUGCCAUGCACUCCCGGUACCUUGUCUCUGGCCUGCCCAGGGUCCUUCCUCUCCUCCCACCCUCGCCUGCUCCUACCUGUCUCCCCUGUGUCGAGGGACGGCAGCGCGCCGCUCCUCACUCCUCCUCGUUCCCCCCGACGACUGCUCCCUUGCAGACACUCCACAUGGACGUGUGGGGCCCAGCCCGCGUCCGUGGUCAGGGUCAGGAGAGGUACUUCCUCAUAGUUGUUGACGACUACUCGCGCUACACCUCGGUCUUCCCCUUGCGCACCAAGGGUGAGGUCCCUGAUGUCUUGAUCCCUUGGAUCCGCAGAGCCCGUCUCCAGCUCAGCGAGCGUUUUCACUCGGACUUUCCUGUCCUGCACUUGCACUCUGACAGAGGUGGUGAGUUCUCCUCCGACCUCUUGGCAGCCUACUGUGCUGAGCACGGCAUUGAGCAGUCGUUCACGCUUCCGGCUUCUCCACAGCAGAAUGGGGUUGCGGAGCGCCGCAUUGGCCUGGUCAUGGCGGUCGCCGGUACCUCCUUGAUCCAUGCGGCUGCCCCCCACUUUCUGUGGCCGUUUGCGGUCCGGUACGCUGCGCAUCAGCUCAACCUCUGGCCCCGUGUCUCCUUGCCGGAGACCUCGCCCACGCUGCUGUGGACGGGGGAGGUUGGCGAUGCGUCGCGUUUCCGGGUCUGGGGGUCUCGAGCUUUUGUCCGCGAUUCGUCUGCGGACAAGCUCUCCUCCCAUGCUGUUCCCUGCGUCUUCCUCGGCUUUGUCCCGGACGCGUCUGGUUGGCAGUUUUACCACGCCACCUCGCGCCGAGUCUUGCCCUCCCAGGACGUCACUUUUGACGAGUCCGUCCCCUACUACCGCCUCUUCCCCUACCGCACUGCCCCGCUCCCCCCCCCGCCUCUCUUCCUCGCGCCAGGUGCUGCUGUUGCAGACCCCCUCCCCCCUCAGGGUGCCGCUCCCUCAGGUGUGUCUCAGGUAGAUCCGGUUGAGCCUGUUGAGGUAGCUGUCGACUCUCGUCCUGCUGGGGGUGCUGAGCCUGGGGGUGCUGAGCCUGGGGGUGUGGAGCCUGGGGGUGUGGAGCCUGGGGGUGUGGAGCCUGGGGGUGUGGAGCCUGGGGUCCGGAGUCCUGCACCUGGAGGAGCCCUCUUCUCGGAGCAGCUGCGUGCAUGGUACUUACUGGGACUGGUGCUAGUGCUUCCGGAGUACUGCAGCCUCCGGAGAGGUGCCGCUCGUGCCGGACGUACUACUGGGACUGGUGCUAGUGCUUCUUCUCCCGUUCGGGAGCUCCCCUCCCGCGAGCGGAUCCGUGAGUGGUACGAGCGGCGCUGCACUCUUCGGAGUGGCGUGCCUCGUGUUACGGACCCCGCUGCUGUUGGAGCUGCUGCUGGUGCUGAGGACCCGGGCGUUGGAGCUGCUGCUGGUACUGAGGACCCGGGCGUUGGAGCUGCCGCUGGUGCUGAGGACCCGGGCGUUGGAGCUGCUGCUGGUGCUGAGGACCCGGGCGUUGGAGCCGCUGCUGGUGCUGAGGACCUGGGUGUUGGAGCUGCUGCUGGUGUUGAGGACCCAGACGUUGGAGCUGCCGCUGGUGCUGCGGACCCGGGCGUUGGAGCUGCUACUGGUGCUGAGGACCCGGGCAUUGGAGCUGCCGCUGGUGCUGAGGACGUGGGCGCUGGAGCUGCUGCUGGUGCUGCGGAUCCUGGUGCGGGUGUCCCUGCUGGCUCUGGUGUCGCUGCUUGGUCUCGGCCGUACUUUGCUCCGCUCCUUCAGCAGGUUCUUGGUCAGCUUCCUCCUCCUUUUCCUCCUCCCUCCUUAGCGUGUCCUCCGCCUGUCCAGCUGCAGUCGGCGUUACCGUCUGCCUCCUUUCUCCCUGGUCCUGCUCCUUACACUGGUCCGACUGGAGGUCUUACUGAGCGGCGUGAGCCUGCGUCUCGUCCUGCGACGCCUGAGUCUCGUCCUGAGUUGCCUGACCGCACUGCUCUUUCUAGUAGUCGAGUCCAGCGUCAGCGUCUUCCUGCUGUCCCAGGCACUCACCGGAUGGCGCUUCGUUCGUCCACUGCUCCACAGCGUGUCCCACUGCCGUCUCCUCCUGCUUCCUCUCUUCCUGCUCUUGCUGACCUUGGGUCAGACUCUCUUCGUGCUACCAGUCCUACUGUCACGCGUCUCCUGGCUACUGUUGUCACUGACCCUUCCUUUGAGUCUGCUGCUGCGUCUGCCUUAGUUGCUGAGCUUGUCGACUUUGCUGCUCGCUGUCGUCUAGACUACGCUGCUAGCCUAGUUGCUGAGUCUGAGUCUGUCUGUCCUCCGUCCGUCGGGGGUGAGUGUGCUCUUGGCACUGACGUCCUUGAGGACAGGCAGGAGGAGUUUGAGUGCUUUGCUGCCGCUUUGCCCCAUCUCGUGUCCAUGCUUGUUGCCCCUGAGGGAGACCCGGAUGCACCAGACAUCCCGACCCCACGCUCUUACGCAGAGGCGAUGGCCGGUCCCUACUCCUCUCAGUGGCAGUCAGCCAUGGACACAGAGAUGGCUUCCUGGAAGUCCACAGGCACCUACGUCGACGAGGUUCCCCCACCUGGGGCGAACAUCGUCAGUGGCAUGUGGAUUUUCAGGGUGAAGCGGCCGCCGGGCUCUCCGCCUGUCUUCAAGGCGCGUUACGUUGCACGAGGCUUCAUUCAGCGAGAGGGAGUUGACUUCUUCCAGACCUUCUCCCCGACCCCGAAGAUGACCACUCUUCGGAUUCUGCUGCACGUCGCCGCUCAGCGUGACUACGAGCUCCACUCGCUUGACUUCAGCACUGCUUUCCUACAGGGCAGCCUGCACGAGGAGAUCUGGCUGCACCGUCCACCUGGCUUCACUGGGUCUUUCCCUCCUGGUACCCAGUGGAGCCUCCGACGGCCAGUCUACGGUCUCCGCCAGGCGCCUCGUGAGUGGCACGACACACUGAGGACUACGCUUGCGGCUCUUGGGUUCGCGCCUUCUACUGCUGACCCGCCGCUGUUUCUACGCACCGACACCUCACUGCCGCCGUUCUACGUCCUUGUGUACGUCGACGACUUGGUCUUUGCUACUGCUGACACUGUGGCACUCACCCACGUGAAGUCGGAGCUGCAGAAGAGACACACGUGCACAGACCUGGGUGAACUGACAAGCUAUCUUUGCUUGCGGAUCACCCGGGACAGAGCACGCCGCACCAUCACCUUGACUCAGUCACACAUGGUGCAGCAGGUCCUUCAGCGCUUCCGCUUCACGUACUCCUCGCCUCAGCCCACUCCUCUGCCUACCGGUCACUCGCUCUCAGCUCUGCCUUCGGAUGAGUCCGUAGAGCCGAGUGGCCCGUAUCCAGAGCUUGUGGGUUGCCUCAUGUACCUGAUGACCUGCACUCGACCAGACCUUGCAUACCCUCUUAGCAUUCUUACACGCUAUGUCGCUCCCGGCCGUCACCGGAAGGAGCACAUGGAUGCAGCUAAGAGGGUGUUGCGCUACUUGUGCUGUACGUCGGGCAUGGGGCUAGUGCUUGGAGGGCGAGUCCCAGUUGUUCUCACUGGGCACUCAGACGCUUCUUGGGCAGACGACCAGGCUACUCAGCGGUCGUCUCAGGGUUACUCCUUCAGUCUUGGCUCUGGUUCUGUUUCUUGGCGUUCUACUCGCUCUUCUUCUGUUCUCAGCUCCAGUUGUGAGGCUGAGAUCUACGCCACAGCCAUGGCGGCCCAGGAGCUACGCUGGCUCACCUACUUGCUGACCGACCUUGGAGAGCAGCCUCGUUUUCCUCCAGUGCUGUACGUCGACAACAAGGCAGCCAUUGCCUUGUGUGAGGAGCACAGACUGGAGCACAGAACGAAGCACAUUGCUCUACGUUACUUCCUUGCUCGAGAGCUGCAGCAGCGUGGUCAGCUUCGCCUGCGUUACGUGGCCUCUGAGGCCAACACUGCUGAUGUGUUCACCAAGGCGCUUCAGCCUUGUGACCAUCAGCGCUUUUGCACUCUUCUAGGCCUUGUGCCUACUGGACCUCACUUGCUUACUUCUUGA
Closterium sp. NIES-65 is the source of this 5988-nucleotide messenger RNA. The record is from the annotation of a GenBank genome assembly. Lineage: Eukaryota; Viridiplantae; Streptophyta; Zygnematophyceae; Desmidiales; Closteriaceae.